AUUGUUUCGCACAUUAAUCGUUAACUCGAUGCACGUGUUACAUGUUCACGUCACGUACAGCAAGGAGGCCGAAAUGGAUCGUCGAAAUCUUCGAACGAUUCUCGAGGAAGCAAAUCGCCGGUGUUGGCCGGUAGUCAUGCUCGACCAGCGGCGAUGGCCACCGGCGAGUAUAUUGCGACUGCCGUAUUGAGUUGAAGGGAAGCAAUUUUCCGAACGAUCGUGCGUGAACGAGCAAUAGAAACGACCGUUUUGUUACGGCAAACCGUGAGUGACGCACAGACUUCCCAGCGAGAAAGGCUUCCGAGUUGUGACAUUCCCGUACAUAAGUUUGUGAAUAAAUAUUGUUUUCAACAAAUUUAAAAAAGAUUUGAAUCAUGUAUGUUGAAAAAAGUUUGUGGAUGUUAAGUGAUAAAUAAUUUUCAAAGCAAUGUACACGUACUGGAGAAGAAAGAACAUCUUAUCACGUGUGUGUGGACUUAAAUAUCUUUACUGCCAUUAUGUACAUAUCAUCGAUCAAUUCCUUUGUAGCCAGUUGGCUGUUUCUCUGUUUGAUCAAUCCGCAUUAUAGCAGAGCGGAAAGAUCAUACUGGGUUCCUUACUACAUCAACGAUCCUGUGCAUCGUGAAUCUCGGCCGAUACAGUCAGUUGAAAAACAGUUCCAGUCUAACGUCCCAGAAUCUUCGCAACACAACAUUUAUUAUCGUAACUAUUAUAAUUCCGUGCAACCUAAAGUAUUUCCGAAAGACAUGUAUUCUGAAGUUAAUGUAAAGCAAAACGCGGCAAAAUCCACGUCGGAAUCUGAAGUAGGGAAGCAAUACAAACCGUAUAAUUAUCCCGAAUAUCGAUACGCUGGAAAUCGGGAAACUCUUAAAAAAGAAAGCGCGACGUAUUUCUCGCAAAUGCAACGUUACGAAGAGGCGCGAAGAAAGGAUGAAGAGAUAAUAAAGAAGAUGAAUUUGUUAGACAAACUGUUGUCCGAAAAUAGUGACGAAAAUGACAUCGAGUCGAAAAAUAUAGUCGAAGACCUGAUUGUCGCGGAAACGAGCAUUCCUGAAGAGACGAAGAGAGUCGUUCGACAAGUUCGCAAGAAACGACCAGGAUUUUUCUAUACUUUGGCGAGAGUCGCUUUUGAGACGUUCAACGAUACACGGUCGGCGAUCAAACAAAUCAGUGAUAUCAUUAGCCAAAAUUUCGAACCGGAUAUGCCUACACAACGGCCAGUCAGCACCAAUCCAUUGACGAUCGUUAAUACGACAACAGCCGCGCCGCAAGAUGAUCAGAAUAAUGUGUCCAGCAACUUGGCGGAUACCAACGUAACGACGACUAUGAGGACGACAACGACGACCACGCCACCGCCUUUCAAAUUCACGCCAACUGGAUUUCAAAAUUUACUUAGAAGAAAUUUUCGCGGGUUAAUCAGACUCUUCAAUAUCGAAUGGCAGGAAGCUCUGAAUCAAUCAGAGAUAUCUAUCAGAGAGUUUCAAAGGGAUCUCGGAAAGCAAAUAGGUGGUUUUCUACGGGACAAUCCGAACACUGUUUAGAAGCAGCAAAGGCAACAUCACAAAGAACAGUUAAACGAAUUAUGUAGUAGAUAUUAAAGUUCCGAAUUGUACAUAAGAUUUACACACCAUUCCAUAAAAAAUAAGGAACACUUUUCAGACACUUCGAAUAAAUUUUAAACCACUGAAA
Messenger RNA from Linepithema humile (Argentine ant), 1689 nucleotides. RefSeq lists its product as uncharacterized. The record is from RefSeq and is a predicted model, not a curated record. NCBI's taxonomy places the organism in Eukaryota, Metazoa, Arthropoda, Insecta, Hymenoptera, Formicidae.